CAGAAAUAAUAAAGUCCGCAGCUUCGGCUCGAUCGUUUCUUCCAUCAUCAUUUUACCGUCGACACCUUCGUUCUGCGCUCUUGCACCUGCGGGUGUUCAGCUUCUUGACUUUCGCUUCUUGCCCUCGUAGGCUCUUUCUCUCGUUGGGAAACUACGCCCUUCGUUUCUACACCUCUUUGUCUGGUUCACGGCCGACUUCCCCUCGCUCAUCUCAGUUGACCGCGUAAUAAUUCCAGCACUUCUCGAUACGUCUGUGCUCCGAUAACAACUUCAGCAUGGCGCUGUUCAAAGCUAUGUUGUUUGCGCUCGUCGCGCUAUUUACCUCUUAUGCCUCUGCCGUGGCCCCUCUUGUCGUCAAAGGCGCGGAUUUUGUCAACAGUAUCGACGACACUCGCUUCCAGAUUAUCGGUGUUGCUUACCAGCCCGGUGGUUCCUCCGGCUUCAACCCCGGCUCUGGUAUCGAUCCUCUCAGCGAUGCUUCCGUCUGCCUUCGUGACGCCGUCCUCAUGCAGAGACUCGGUGUCAACGCGAUUCGUGUCUACAACCUAGACCCUGAUUUGGACCACACCGACUGUGCCAACAUCUUCAACGCGGCCGGCAUCUACAUGAUCCUCGAUGUGAACAGCCCAUUGCCCAACCAGUCCCUGAACCGAGGUGCUCCGUGGGAAUCCUACAGCUCGGACUACAUGCAACGUGUUUUCAAGGUGGUUCAAGAUUUCAUGGUUUUCAACAACACGCUGGGCUUCUUCAGUGGAAACGAGGUGAUUAACGAAGACUCCGUGCCUGAAGUUCCAGCGUACAUCCGCGCAGUGACAAGAGAUAUGAAGGACUAUAUCUCAGCUCAGUCCCCACGCGCGAUUCCUGUCGGGUACUCGGCAGCCGAUGUCCGCCCGCUGUUGAUGGGUACAUUCAACUUCAUGUCUUGCGGUUUGUCGAACGAGACCAGCUCCAAGAUUGAUUUCUUUGGCCUGAACUCUUACUCGUGGUGUGGUGAUGCCACCUUCCAAUCGUCGGGCUAUGACGUCCUGGUCUCAGACUUUAGCAACACCACCAUUCCCAUCUUUUUCUCGGAAUACGGCUGCAACAAUGUCUCGCCUCGAAUAUUCAGCGAGGUUGGGACCCUCUACGGCCCUAAAAUGACUCCCGUCUUCUCAGGUGGUUUGAUCUACGAGUACAGCGAAGAGCCCAACAACUAUGGCCUGGUCAACCUUAACGAUAAUGGCACCGUGUCAAUCCUCGUGGACUAUGAUAAUCUUCGCAAACAAUAUGAUGACCUGGACGUUGGCUUGUUGGAGAAGGCCAAUGCCACCGCGACCUCCUUGACGCCACCCAACUGUGCCACCAGUCUCCUGAGCGGUGCUAACUUUACCAAAAGCUUCGAUCUUCCCGCCCGUCCUGACGGCGUGGACGAUCUGAUCAAGAAGGGUGUUGAUGGCACCUCUUCGACCAGCAACGAGGCUGUCACCGACACCAAACCCAACCAGACAGUCUAUGCCACUAAUGGCCAGGAGAUCAGUGGUCUCCAGUUGAAUGUUCUUGAGUGGGACCAGAGCAACUUGCCCGGUAAUAACACCAGUGGAACUACCCCGUCAUCUCCAUCAGGAUCCACCACCAGCAGUGGCAGCUCGCCAUCCAAGACGAACGCAGCUCCGCGGGUCGACGACGUCAAGUUUGGAUCUCUCCUCAUGGGCGCGGUCGGUGCCGGCAUAUACUUGCAAUUGUAAGGGAGGACACCUCCUUGAUAUUGUCAGUGUGCUAUGACAGUUGCAUCGUAGCAUUGCCACAAGCAUUCAGAGGCCCAAUUUCUGUUCUUCUUUUUGGCCGAGAUACCGUUCAAUGGACAUAUUAGUGUUAGGACUUUGCAGGAUCCGAGGCCUGCACAAAAACAUGAAAUAUGGUAAAUAAUGAUUCUAUGAGCAGAGAGAAGAAUACUACUUAGUGAAUUACUGAAAUGAAGUAAUUGCUUGUCUC
This is a messenger RNA of Exophiala oligosperma, 1971 nucleotides long. RefSeq lists its product as uncharacterized. Lineage: Eukaryota; Fungi; Ascomycota; Eurotiomycetes; Chaetothyriales; Herpotrichiellaceae. Gene Ontology annotation, cellular component: fungal-type cell wall; cytoplasm. The transcript has 3 exons. The record is from RefSeq and is a predicted model, not a curated record. The coding region runs from base 276 to 1724 and encodes 482 amino acids. Gene Ontology annotation, molecular function: 1,3-beta-glucanosyltransferase activity. Gene Ontology annotation, biological process: fungal-type cell wall (1->3)-beta-D-glucan biosynthetic process.